Molecule: messenger RNA, 993 nt
Organism: Lampris incognitus (smalleye Pacific opah)
Lineage: Eukaryota; Metazoa; Chordata; Actinopteri; Lampriformes; Lampridae
Gene: ankrd2
Product: ankyrin repeat domain 2 (stretch responsive muscle)
Exons: 8
Coding region: 145-993 (282 amino acids)
Molecular function (GO): protein binding
Source: RefSeq, a predicted model, not a curated record
ACCGGCACAGCAACACAGCUGUUUAGACAGACACACACGUUAUCUGCCACUUACAAAACCUUGCCUAGUUGCUUUUUUAAUUUUAAAUUUUUUUUUUUUACCGAACAAAUCAGAACACAUCAUACGCCAUUUUUCUAACCAGUGAUGGAGGAGGCCGUGCAGAGGGCAGCCAUUAUGGACGACAAGAAGGCGGCGAUGGACAAGAAAGCUGAGGUGGAGGAGAGAGUGAGAAAACUCUCCUCAGAUCUUCGUCGGGAGACCGUGGACCUGGAGGGAGCGGAAAAUAUCACAGAACUACACAGAAGGAGGAAUACUUUCAAAAAGUCCUCAUCCAGGGGGUCUGCGGAGGGGCCUGCGUUAGGGCCCGUCAGUGGUGCCACUGAAUUCAUGAAUGCAGCCACACAGGGUCGACUGAGUGUGGUGGAGAAGUAUCUGGCUGACGGUGGGAACCCCAAUGUCUAUGAUGAGUUCAGGAGAACUGCGCUGCAUCAUGCCUCUUUCGACGGACACACUGCCGUUGUCAGUAAGCUGCUGGAAAAAGGAGCUGAUAUCCACUUCAAAGAUCGGCUGGACUCCAGAGCCAUACACUGGGCCUGCAGAGGAGGGAGGCUGCAAGUUGUCAAAACCCUGAAGAGCCAUGGGGCUGACUUGAAUGUUAGGGAUAAGUUACAUAGCACUCCUCUGCAUGUGGCCACAAGGACAGGCCAUGCUGACAUCGCAGAAUAUUUGCUGUCGUGUGGUGUGAAAAUCAACUGCAGGGACAGGGAAGGGGACACGGCCCUGCAUGACGCGGUGCGUCUCAACAGAUACAAGAUCGUGAAGCUGCUCAUAGUUGCGGGCGCCGACACGAAAAUCAAAAACCAUCAGGACAUGAUGGCGGUGGAGCAAGUGAAACAGUGGCAGUUUGACACCAUGGAGACCUUCGAGAAGCUGGAGCAGCUGAAAGAGGUGGGACUGCUGCCACUCGAAAACGCCGCCAUUGGAGAGGAAUGA